Messenger RNA from Menidia menidia (Atlantic silverside), 2478 nucleotides. The record is from the annotation of a GenBank genome assembly. Lineage: Eukaryota; Metazoa; Chordata; Actinopteri; Atheriniformes; Atherinopsidae.
AUGAGUAAAUGGAAGGAAAAACGCUCCUCGGACGGGUCUUUUGUCGGGAAAAGGGCAGCCGCGGAGCCUCGCUGGGAGAGCAGACCCUCCAGAAAUCAGGAUUUGGAGCCUCAGCGGAGGUCCCCGGCUCAGGCCGGCACCUGGCCGCCUGACGGCUCUCUCUGGGCGCACCACAGGCUUCACAGGAGACCAGUCUAUGUGUCUUUUGUCACCAAGGCCAUCCUCUGGGAUAGAGGAGUCUGCCACUACACCGUUCACAAUCGUCCAAUUCGUCGUCCCUCUCCGUGCCCACGUUUCCUCUCCCACAUGAAAGCUCGUCCUGAGGACUUCCAUCCUCCUCAUUUCCUGACCUCCGAGUCCAGGCGGUUGCUUCCACCUGAGGACAGAAUCCAGAUGACACACUCUGUCACUGCCCCCGACGCCCACACGCUUAACGGAUACCUGCAUUUGAACCCGGGCAGAAAGCUGAAUGGCGCCCACCGUGAGGCCUUGAUUGACAGACGGCGCUCUUCUUCUUCUGCUCUCCCUGCUACCCCGCCACCGUCCAGUUUCAGCUCAACUCCCUCCCGGCAACGCUCCCCUCUGCCCGACUCUGGGAGAGCAGAAAGCAGGCCGCUCCCUCCUCCAUCGCCCGUCCACCACCCUCCUCUCCACCCCUCUCCUCCACAGCGGAAAGACGAAGACUUUGAGAGGGAAAAGCUGCCGCAGCCCGUCCUGCUGGAACCAGACUCAGAGCCGGACUCAGGGCCGGACCUCAGACCGGCCGGGUCCACCCGCCCGGCGUCACUGGCCUCCCUCUCACACGGGUCCUUUUCCGAUCUAAGCCGCCCACCUUCCAGUUUGUUCAGCCGGAGCACAGACCUCUCCAGUGGCAGGAGCAGUGCUCUGAGCCAUUCCACUCCCGAAUAUGUGAUGGAUUCAGGACGAGAGGGAGGCAAUCAUUGCUCCCCGGCUCAGUUUUCCACUGUGAUGCAGGUACCUCGGCUGUAUGCCUCCUCUGUGGGAUCAAACCGUAGGUCCUUAGAGACAAAUACCGCCCCCAGCCCUCCACAAGAUGAGCCGCUUUGCGUCUCUCCAAACCCCCCGAUGACCAGCCUCCGACAUAAAUCAGAAAAACCUGUGAGCAGCAGGAGCAGAAACACAGCCGAGAACCUCCAACCAGACCUUCCGGCAGAUCCCAGCCUCAAACUCUCCCUGUUUCGUGAUCAAGGCGGUGCUACGCUCGCGUUUCCCUCCACCUCUUGGUCUUCCUGCCCCAGCCCGCAGAGGAGCGGUCAGCGCUCAGAUUUGGGGCCGGUGCUGACCCCUUCUCCUCCGACUUCCCGCCUGGACUCGCGCCGCUGGCCCGUCCUGCCUCCCAUCUCCCCUGUCAGAGGACGCUCAGCAGCAUCACGCGGUUCUGAACUCAGCUGCAGUCAGUCUCGCAUGUUUGACGAACUGGAGGCCAUCGCCCCUCUUUCGGCCUCCUGUUCGUCUCUGGACCAGCCCUCAGACUCAUCAGCCUCGCCCUCACCUGCUACAGAUUUAUCUCCGGGCCUUGCAGCACUUACGGUGGGUUGUGAGUCUGGAAAUCUGGGCUCCCUGUCCCGGGUGCAGCUGCUCCUCCUGGACCGCCAGAUGCCUGAGACCCUGCUGAGCCCUUUUGGCGUGGAGGAGGCCUUCUCCCCGACGCAGGACUGGCCUGAUGAGAUGAUGAACUACAGUGAUCCAGGCGAUUCGGCCGGCGGCGGCGUGGCCGGAAGGUGGGACUCAGAAGAGGAAGUCCGGGGAUGCAUAACGGACUGGUCUGAAGGAGGUUCCGGGUCACCAUCGUCUUGGAUCAUAGACCCGAGUCCAUCACCCCACAUGCUCAGAGCUUCUGAAUCUCCAUGCCAGUCCAAUCACGGUAUUCACUCAAAUAACGGGAGCCCCACUGAGGAGGAGCCCAUUCAUCCGGGAACGAGUGACCAGGUCCAGAGGAGGCCCAAGAGCCCGGAGCGUGGAGCAGAAGAGAGAGACCGACAGGCGGAGGAGAGAAAAAUAAAGGUGCUGAGCAUGCUGUCCAAACUGCAGGACAGCACGCCCCGACAGAGCAAAACCACCAAAAGGCACUCCAACUUCGAAGACUUCGACUUUUUGGCAAAGUACUGCAUUUUCAGUCAGGAGAAGCUGGCGGAGUACAAAAGAGCUUUUGAAGCAGAGGACAGCAAUGGCGACGGCUACAUCUCCUGCCUGCAGGUUCUACUCGCCCUCAAGACCAUUACUCCACCCGAGCUGCUCUCGGACGAGGAGGAGAUCUACGUCUACAGGAUCUUGGAGAUGGUGGACUUCAGAGUGACAGAUGGGCUGGUGGACCUGAGGCUAUUUGCUGUUAUCGCAAGCCUGGCGCAGAAAAUAGCCUCCAUGGACUUCCUCCUGACAGCAGUGAGUGGAGCCAAGGCCACUCUGGAGGUCCCCGAGGGGUCAAGGCCUGCACCCGGAGCCCUCACCCCGGAGUGA